AUGACUGAAAUGCUAGACGAACAGAGAGACACAACCAUUAACACAGGAGAAGAGAAUGAAGCGACUAGAUCUUACGACUUCAUCUCAAAAUUUACUGAAAGGACAACCUCUUCAACUGAUGAAUCAGUGUCAGAAUUGUCUUGUUCUUUAAUUAGGAAGGAAGAAGAGGCCUGCUUGUCUAUAUGUAUACCAAUAUCAACUAUACUUGGUUUGGUUGCCCUUUUGCUGGCUAUAUUACUGUGGUACCAAAGCAGAUGUAUGAAAUCCUUUAAAGAACUACGAGAGACAUAUGCUGAUGUGAUUGGGAGGCCUAUAAGAAUAUAAGAAUGAAUACUGAUUAUGAGCAGAUCACAAGAGAGAAGAGUAACAGGGA
This is a messenger RNA of Saccostrea cuccullata (small rock oyster), 373 nucleotides long. RefSeq lists its product as uncharacterized. The record is from RefSeq and is a predicted model, not a curated record. Bases 1 to 324 code for a protein of 107 amino acids. The transcript has 4 exons. Lineage: Eukaryota; Metazoa; Mollusca; Bivalvia; Ostreida; Ostreidae.